AUAACAUAUACAUUUUACUCAACUGCGUUACCCACUCCAAUCAGCAGAUGGCUGUGUGGGAAUUUAUGGUUAUGCGGCUAGUGUGACGUCUAAUCUAGUGGACGGAAAUCUUCUUUCAACAGCAGCAACAAUAGUUAGUCAGACACCUCAGUAGCUUGCAAGACAAAAUAGCCGAACCAAUAUAUCGCUUUAGUGUAUAUUAGCCACUGUGUUUUAAACCCACUUCUGUCGUCUUGGUUAGUUUUCCGAUUUAAUUUCAUAUUUACGGUGUUGUUAUUAUUCAUCUAGCGGUCUGGUUAAGUUAGCAUUAGCCUAGCUAACAUCCCCAACCAUGCGGUCACUAAGCUACUCUCCUUCUAAUGAAGAGGAGGAUAUCACAGUAAAACAAGAAGUAGAGGGUGAGGCCGUUACUGUGAAAGAAGAGGAAGACAUGUUCAGAGUGAAAGAGGAGGAGGAUGUUACAGUAAAAGGAGAGGAUGAAGCAGUUUAUGGAGUGAAAGAGGAGGAGGAGAUGACUGUUACAUCCAAAAAGGAGGAGGAAGAAGAGGAGGAAACUGGAUAUCUGGUCCCGGUUUCCCAAACGCAUCUCAAGGCAUCCAAUGGUUCUACCGAUGAAUUAAGCCAUAAGAUGGUUUUGAGAAACCGUUCCCUGAUUAACACUAGAGAGAGAACUGUCUACCAUGGGCCCUCUUGGGAGCCUCAACAACCUCAUGAUGCUGACAAGGCAGAGAAGAGUCUCUCUAGAUCAGAACUCCCCAAGAAACACCAGCAGACACCCACGGGAAAAAAAUCUCAUUGCUGCUCUGACUGUGGGAAAAGAUUCACCUCAUCAGCAGGCAUUAAAAUUCAUCAGAGAAUCCACACUUUAGAGAAACCAUAUUGCUGUGAUCAAUGUGGGAAGAGGUUUACUCAGCUAUGCAACCUAAUAUCACACCAGAGAAUACACACAGGAGAGAAACCUUAUAGCUGUGAUCAAUGUGGGAAGAGUUUUACUCAGCUAUGCACCCUAAUAUCACACCAGAGAAUACACACAGGAGAGAAACCAUACAGCUGUGAUGAAUGUGGGAAGAGUUUUGCAAGGUCGAGCAAUCUGACUCUUCACCAGAGAACACACACAGGAGAGAAACCUUAUAUCUGUGAUCAAUGUGGGAAGAGUUUUACUCGGCUAAGCAGCCUGAUAUCACACCAGAGAAAACACACAGGAGAGAAACCAUAUAGCUGUGAUGAAUGUGGGAAGAGUUUUGCAAGGUCGAGCAAUCUGACUCUUCACCAGAGAACACACACAGGAGAGAACUCCUAUAGUUGUACUCAAUGUGGGAUGUUUUUUUUUACAUCUAGCCAUCUGAAGAUACACCAGAGAAGACACACAGGAGAGAAACCGUAUAGCUGUACUCAAUGUGGGAAGUGUUUUGUUCAAUCUAGCAACCUGAAGAAACACCAGAGAACACACACAGGAGAGAAACCUUAUAGCUGUACUCAAUGUGGGAAGAGUUUUGUUCAAUCUGGGGAACUGAAGAUACACCAGAGAACACACACAGGAGAGAAACCCUAUUGCUGUACUCAAUGUGGGAAGAGUUUUGUUCAGUCUAGCCAUCUGAAGAGACACCAGAGAACACACACAGGAGAGAAACCUUAUAGCUGUACUCAAUGUGGGAAGAGUUUUGUUCAGUCUAGCCAUCUGAAGAGACACCAGAGAACACACACAGGAGAGAAACCUUAUAGCUGUACUCAAUGUGGGAAGAGUUUUGUUCAAUCUGGGGAACUGAAGAUACACCAGAGAACACACACAGGAGAAAAACCCUAUAGCUGUGAUCAAUGUGGGAAGCAUUUUACUCAGUCAAGUCUCUUGAUAGCACACCAGAGAACACACACAGGAGAGAAACCUCAUAGCUGUACUCAAUGUGGGAAAAGUUUUACUCAAUCAAGCCACCUGAUAUCACACCAGAUAACACAUACAGGAGAUACAUCUUAUAGCUGUGAUAUAUAGAUAUCUGAUUAAACAUCAGAAAAUACAUGCAUGAAGGAGUUUUUUUCAUGAUAUCAAACAUUGUAGAAUGAGUAUUUUAAUGAUGUCACAAUGUAGAAGGUUUUAACAUUGUAGAAGGAGUAUUUGGUUGCUGAUUGUCUCAAGGUUGGGCAGUCAAAAAGUGUUGUGUCUUGCUUUUAGCCAGUGCAUGCCAAUUUAUUUUGCUUGUAAGUCUUUCCCGUAUUGGAAUGAGUUUUGUUUGUGCUCUUUCCAAGGGGACGAGAGUUCUAGAGGCAAGUGGAGUUUUAGGAAGACAUGAGUUCUAGACGCAAGUGAGUUUUAAGGAUUCUAUAGAAAGAAAAAGAAAAUAUACGAUUGUAUAUUAUUAUUUAGAAAUACAUGUUUUUUUAUUGUUUUUAAUUGUUGACAGCCAGUAGACACCAUGUUUAUAUUGUAGGCGGUGAAGUAUUGUAGUAGAAUAUGUGUAAUGGUUCUUUUCUGUUGGUGGUGCGCAAACUUUUCCAACAACAAGAUAAGAUAUAUUUGUUGUUUUUAGGGGGAAAGUGUUACAGGCUUUCGUUUUUCCAUUUAUGUUUUGAGGUUGGACUUUAGCACGUAGGAAAGGGGGAUACCUAGUCUGUACAACUGAAUGCGUUCAACGGAAAUGUGUCUUCAGUGCACUGAUUGGUGUCACUUCGUUAGCGCGUAGGAUGCACUGAUUGGUGUCACCUCGUUAGCACGUCCAGCUUGUUAGCACGUAUAGCUAGUUAGCACGUAGCACGCACUGAUUGGUGUCACCUCGUUAGCACGUCCAGCUUGUUAGCACGCAGAACGCACUGAUUGGUGUCA
This is a messenger RNA of Oncorhynchus mykiss (rainbow trout), 2815 nucleotides long. RefSeq lists its product as uncharacterized. Gene Ontology annotation, cellular component: PcG protein complex; chromatin; transcription regulator complex. Lineage: Eukaryota; Metazoa; Chordata; Actinopteri; Salmoniformes; Salmonidae. Gene Ontology annotation, molecular function: RNA polymerase II cis-regulatory region sequence-specific DNA binding; DNA-binding transcription factor activity, RNA polymerase II-specific. The record is from RefSeq and is a predicted model, not a curated record. Gene Ontology annotation, biological process: regulation of transcription by RNA polymerase II.